Messenger RNA from Daldinia childiae, 306 nucleotides. Its product is annotated as Dynein light chain, cytoplasmic. Gene Ontology annotation, biological process: cilium assembly; microtubule-based process. Bases 1 to 306 code for a protein of 101 amino acids. NCBI's taxonomy places the organism in Eukaryota, Fungi, Ascomycota, Sordariomycetes, Xylariales, Hypoxylaceae. Gene Ontology annotation, cellular component: cytoplasmic dynein complex. Gene Ontology annotation, molecular function: dynein light intermediate chain binding; dynein intermediate chain binding. The transcript has 6 exons. The record is from RefSeq and is a predicted model, not a curated record.
AUGGCGGAACAACAGUCACCUCCACCGGCCGGUACCCGCGAUAAGCUCGAAGCCCAAAUCAAGUCUGCAGAUAUGACGGAAGACAUGCAGCAAGAAGUAAUCGACGUCGCUCAGGAAGCUAUGGGCAAAUAUACCAUCGAGAAGGACAUUGCACAGCACAUCAAGCGUACCUUCGAUGAACGAAAGGGUCCGACUUGGCACUGCAUCGUAGGAAGGAACUUCGGAAGUUUUGUCACUCACGAAACGAAGCACUUCAUCUACUUCUACCUAGGACACUGCGCCAUCCUGCUCUUCAAGACGCAGUAG